Molecule: messenger RNA, 1044 nt
Organism: Chaetomium fimeti
Lineage: Eukaryota; Fungi; Ascomycota; Sordariomycetes; Sordariales; Chaetomiaceae
Exons: 2
Coding region: 333-725 (130 amino acids)
Source: RefSeq, a predicted model, not a curated record
CAGGAUGCGAGCGGCUCACCUCCCCCCUCAUUAGGCAACCAAGCCCGACCAAGCUCCUGCGGUUGUUCUGGGGCCGAAUACAUUCAACAGUGGCAACCCCCAUCUCCAGAGCCCGGAUAAAGUCCCUGAAAAGAUUAUAACAAGAUGCCCUUUUAUGACCCCAACGGCUACAUGCAGUAUGAGGCCAUCCGGGACUACUAUGAGCGAUUGUCCAAAGACACUCCGGAGGGCGUCGUUAACCACUUGUGGUACAACAUCCUGCGAGAGUAUUUCUUCAAUAGCGAGGGCUUCCAGCUUGAGGUUCAGCCGGACGCACGAAACAGGAGGACGAGAUGAUCAUCCUAUACGUCAAACACAACAAGAACACGACUCUUAUUCUCGUUGUGGACAACCGAGUAUCGCUGGAGACGGACUCCGCGAGCUGGAGCAACGCCGUCAAUGAGCUCACCAACCAUAUGAAGCUUGCCCGCUCGGACUUUCCCGAAGGCCAGGUAGCCGAAACCAUAUUCGGCAUCGCGACCGUCGGUCACUACUCACGCCUCUAUAUCAUGGAACCCGGGCAGUCAACGCUCACGGACCACCCAACCACCGCCGGUGGUUUACUGGAGUUCAGGAAGGACGAGUCGCAGAUUGUCAGCCUCCUCCUCUCUAUUAAGUCACAAGCGUCGCCGGUUGUUUUUGAGAGAGCAGACCUGGAUCCCGGCUCCGGCGGUCCUGGUCAGUGAGAGCUAAAGCCCUAGCUCCGAAGUUAGUGGUGGGCUUGAUUCAAACAUUCACAAAAGACCGUUACAGAACCCUGAUUUCUUCAGAGGAGAGGGUGUGCAAAACAGUUGGAAUUCUGUAUUGUAGCCAACAGAAAGAGCACCUAGGUAGGUACGCAGUACUUACCUGAUACGUAGGUAGCGUUUCCUCCUGGGGCGUAAUAACUGAGGAACCUCGGAACUUAGAUCCAGCGCAUCUUCGUGCAUAUGUCUCGAUGCAGACUCAUAUCGACCUAGUCUACCCACGACAAAUAUCUCGCAUUUUCCUUCCUACUAAUUAACC